Ogataea philodendri is the source of this 2058-nucleotide messenger RNA. RefSeq lists its product as uncharacterized. The coding region runs from base 1 to 2058 and encodes 685 amino acids. Lineage: Eukaryota; Fungi; Ascomycota; Pichiomycetes; Pichiales; Pichiaceae. Gene Ontology annotation, biological process: regulation of gene expression. Gene Ontology annotation, molecular function: RNA polymerase II cis-regulatory region sequence-specific DNA binding; chromatin DNA binding; protein binding. The transcript has a single exon. The record is from RefSeq and is a predicted model, not a curated record.
AUGGACCAGCAACUAAUUGCUCAACAAAUGAACGGCAAUCCUGUUGCGCUGGCAUCUCAAGACGUUUCAUCGUUCGAUGCACGUUUUGCUCAAGAAAACGCAGAGACAUGGAUUGCCAUCGGCACCUGUGCAGAUACUAUCGGAAACGUUGAAAAGGCGGUGGAAGCGUUUUCGACCGCCUUACGGUAUACACCUAACAAUCCGAAGGCCUUGACGCAGCUCGCCAAUGUGUAUAGAACACGCGAUGCUUUCGCAGAAGCUGCAGAUCUUUACCGGCGAGCUCUUUCGCUCGACCAGAACAAUGGCGAAACCUGGGGCCUUCUUGGACACUGUUAUCUUAUGUUGGACGACCUUCAAAGCGCGUACACUGCAUACCAGCAGGCGCUUCUCAAUCUGCAAAAUCUUAGUGUUCCGAAGUUGUGGCACGGGAUCGGAAUCCUAUACGACAGGUACGGGUCACUGGAAUACGCCGAGGAAGCGUUUGUCAGGGUUUUAGAAAUGGACCCUCAGUUCGACAAGGCAAACGAGAUCUACUUCCGUUUAGGUAUCAUAUACAAGCUGCAGUGCAAAUUGUCCAAAGCCUUGGAAUGCUUCAACUACAUUCUCUCUAUGCCUCCUGCCCCUCUUACCCAGACGGACGUCUGGUUCCAAAUCGGCUCAGUCUUAGAACAGAACAGGGACUACAAUGGAGCAAAGGAAGCGUAUGAGCGUGUUCUCCAGAGCAAUCCAAAUCACUCGAAAGUUCUUCAACAGUUGGGAUGUUUGUACUCGCAGCAAGAAGCCCCAUUCCAUGACCUCGAGGUUGCGCAACAGCUUCUCAGACAGUCGAUCGAGCUCAACAAUACUGACGCUCACUCAUGGUACUACCUUGGACGUGUUUACAUGUCCAAGCAAGACUAUCCGAACGCAUACGAGGCGUUCCAACAUGCCGUCAACAUCGAUUCCAGAAACCCAACGUUCUGGUGUUCUAUCGGUGUUCUGUAUUACAAGAUCAGCCAGUACAAGGAUGCGCUUGAUGCGUACACGAGAGCUAUUCGUUUGAAUCCAUACCUUUCUGAGGUUUGGUACGAUCUGGGUACUUUAUACGAGACAUGCAACAACCAGAUCGGUGAUGCUCUUGAUGCAUAUCACAGAGCAGCAUCUUUGGACCCAAAUAAUCCACACAUUCAGGAAAGACUCAUCCAACUUACAAAGUACCAGAAGGAAGGCGGAUCUUUACCGCCACCUCCUCAGAGUCACCAUCAGUUGACAAUGCCUACACAGCAACAGGUUCAACAGCAGCAGCAGCAACAGCAACAGCAACAGCAACGUCAUAAUGCAGGUCCGCCACCUGCACAGUUGCAAGUUUCCCAACAGUUGCCGGCCGUUUCUGAUCCACCUGCAGUUUUGGGUGCGGAUAAGACGACAUCAGAGACUGAUGUAAAGCUGAAUGGAAUUAAGCGAGAAGCAGAGCAGGAGACUGAGGAGACGAGCAAGAAGCAAAAAUUGGAGUCAGAAGAGCCGACUGAGCCUUUGGGAUCAGAGAACGCAGCAGAAUUUGCUAAAUCUGCUGAACCUUCAGAUCCAUCUGAAUCUGUCGAACCGGCCGAUUCUGCUUCUGCAUCGGCAGAACCUUCUGGGCCUGUUGAGGUUGAAAAGAAGUCGGAGGAGCCAAGCAUCGAGCUGAAGCCAAUGGAGAAGGAGGAGGCCGAUGAGCUAAAGAGUACGUCGGAGGAAGUCAAGGAGCAAGAAGUGCAGCGUGCUGUUUCGAGUGAGGCUCCUGUCCGUAAGAUUGACGAGGACGAUGACUACGACGACGAGGACGAAAAAGAAGACGAGACGAAGGAGGAAGAAAAGAACAACGACGCCACACCAGAAACCGCACCACCAAAGGCAGAAGUCCCACAAGAGGCUGCUGUUGCCGAGAGUAGUGCAGAAGUCAAGGCUGAGGAGAAGCCUGAGCAAACAAACGGCACCCAAACGGAGGCUAGUGAGCCUGCACCCGAGGAAAAGCCAGAGACUGUCGUUGAUUCGGACGCUAAAAAGGCCGAAGAUCAAUCGGUUGGAACGAAAGAAUAA